GUUUUUCUGCAUUUGAUCUCACUUGAUUAGUAAAUUACCCGUGCGGCCCCUACCCGUGCCAGUCGGGCAAGGACACGAAAACGAAAACAGGGAAAUUAGCUGCUUCAUUCAUGUCUUGGCACCAAAAAGAAGAAACGAAGGAAGAAAUCGCUGACUCACAGUAGUCCUGGUUAGAAGUUAGAACCCGCGCGGGAAAUCAGAUCACACCGCUGAGGCGAUUCUAAUAAUCCCUGCACUUGAAUCCUUCAAAAAUGGAUCUGAAUCCUCCUGCAGGGGAGAACUACGCACACCCAAAGAUAUGUUUCUUCCAUGUGUUCUUCAAGGCUGCAGCAUUGGCGUUUUACAUACUUUCAGCUGUGUUUGUUGAUAGCUUUGUUAUCAUAUUCGUGGUCACUGUUCUGCUAGCAGCUCUUGAUUUUUGGGUCGUUAAGAAUGUGAGUGGACGUAUCUUAGUGGGGCUGAGAUGGUGGAAUGAAAUAAAUGACGAGGGUGAAAGUGUGUGGAAAUUCGAAUGCCUUGACCAAGAGUCAUUGGCUCGCAUGAAUAAGAAGGAUUCUUGGCUUUUCUGGUGGACACUAUAUCUUACAGCUGUUGCUUGGAUCUUUCUCGCAAUAUUUUCACUCAUUAGGUUCCAGGCUGACUAUCUCCUUGUUAUUGGAGUUUGCUUGACACUCAGCAUUGCAAAUAUUGUUGGCUUUACUAGAUGCCGCAAAGAUGCGAAGAAGCAGCUUCAAGCAUUUGCAACUCAAACCCUUGCCUCCCGGGUAUCAUCAACCAUUCAAUCCGCAUUUAGUGUUGUCUAAUGAAGUCUUUCAAGAUCUGGAUUGGGGACGAUCCCGACAACUCUUGAAUGGUCACUUUGGUCAGCCAAGUUGAAGGAGAGGUCACUGUAUCAAAACGGUCUACACCUUUUUCAGAUUUGUAGAGAUGAUGGCACAUUACUAUGCUUUUCAAAAUAUCUUUGACCACUACAGGGGCCUUGCAUGUUGAAUCUACCAUAAAAUAAGUUUUUUUUAUAUCAUCUUAUUACUAAUAAUCUAUCUAAU
Messenger RNA from Cuscuta epithymum, 1046 nucleotides. The record is from the annotation of a GenBank genome assembly. NCBI's taxonomy places the organism in Eukaryota, Viridiplantae, Streptophyta, Magnoliopsida, Solanales, Convolvulaceae.